Dicrocoelium dendriticum is the source of this 1015-nucleotide messenger RNA. The record is from the annotation of a GenBank genome assembly. Lineage: Eukaryota; Metazoa; Platyhelminthes; Trematoda; Plagiorchiida; Dicrocoeliidae.
GAUAAUCUACAUGUACAGGUAUUGAACUUGACCUUUGAUUGACAUCAAAUUUGUCCAUCAAUGUAUGCGAACCUGAAGGAUGUCGGCUGGAUGUACCACGGAGUCCCUUUUUGCAAGAAAAAAGGACCAGUGUUUGUGCCGCCUAUUUCACAGAUUCCGGAUAUCGGUUGUAUGCCAGAAGAGGCCUAUCCAAAAUGUGAGCCCCAGACCAUAUUUAAGUCAACUGAUUCGCCCUAUAUUCGCCUGGCCAAAAUGGGAGGUCGUCCAGACCUGCUUUGCUUUAAAGAAAAUGAGCCCUACAAAGGACCUGCCGCUCCGUAUUGCCGCUGCGAUUGGUAUUAUUUAGAGGAUAAUAAGCAAGAAGAUGCUGAGAAUGCACAACCGCAGAAGAAGCAUGUUUUCAAGGUCCCGUUCUACAUGACGCAUCCAGAGAACAAGAAAACUGAAGUGCUAACAAAACCCAUUGUACAAUCCACCCCGCCGGAACUGCCACCACCGAGAAAGGCAGUCAAGUGCCGCAAACUGCCACCACAUCGACCAGGCUAUGCAGAUUACAAUAGAAAACCAACCAAGAUUGGUAUCGCCUACAAACCGCCCGUGCUCAGUACACCGGUCACAUUUCCAAAGCGCGAUGUCCAAGAGUGUGAUCCCACCACAAUGCCCAAACUGAUGGCUAACGCCUAUAAAUCGGAUUAUGACGAGUACCGAAAACAAUGGAAGGAAGUGUUUAAUUACUACAAGGAUAAAGAUGAGUGUAAACAAACAUAUGAGCGGGCGAAGUCGAAACCGAAGCCGAGGUCACAACAACCCAAGCGAAAUGCGCAAGCCUAAACUGCAUGGUCAAAUGUGAACCCUAUGUAAGCGCCAGCUGACAAACUAAGUGAUAGAUCGGAUCAAGUCAGCUCUAUACGUGCGACAUGGCAUGUGCCUUACUUCUCUACAUUAGCCAAAUGUAGCAACACACAAAGGAUUUCAACUGGUCUUUGUUUUAAUGAAAUAAAUCCUGUCGCAAGCA